UUAGCUGAAAAUUGAUUUAUCUCCAAAAACAUCAAAUAAAAUAAAACUCCCUCCUCUUUUGUGUGUUACCUCAGUUCACUGUUGUAGGAGAUGAACUGGGUUUUAGCUCUGAGAGAGCUACAUUUUUAGAGGGAAGAGAAGGGUAGCUCUAAACUUUCUACUUUGUUUAUCUAGAACCCAGUUCAGACAAGCAUAUAUAUUCUCCAUUUUAGGCCAAACCCCACUUCCUUUUUACCCCAAAAGAAAACCCAGAUUCCUCCAAAAUUUCACCUUUCUCACUUUACCAAGCCACUUCUUUUUCUUUUGGUUUGUUUUAUCUCCAAAACCAGAAAAAGGCUCCAACUUUAGUAGGAGAAGAAGAGCUAGAUGGGGUGUGUAGCCUCAAAGCUAGAGGAAGAAGGAGUGGUAGUAACAAUCUGCAAAGAGCGGAAGCGCCAGCUGAAAUUAGCAGUGGAGAAAAGAUGUGCUCUUGCAGAAGCACAUUGCAAGUAUUGUCAAGCUUUGUGUGCAGUAGCUGCAGCCAUCAACCUCUUUGUUUCUCGCUACUCUUCUCCUCCUUCACCUUUCCUCAUCACAUUUUCGCCACCUUCUCCUCCUCCUCCUCAUGAGUCUCAUUCCCAUCCUCAACUCACUCAUGAAAAUGUGAUAACCAACCCAAUGUUCCUCCAGCAAAGACCAUCUGAGUCGACUCAUGAAGCCAUUACCUGUGGUUCUUGUGCUUCUUCUUCGACAUCCUCAGAGUGUUGCGAGGAGGAGAGAAGAGUAGAGGAGGAGCAAAACCAACAUGAGCAAAGAACAGUGGAGAGAGCAGAGAGUGAGGAGCAGGGUUUUGGGUAUUUCUAUAUGCAAAUGCCACCAGCAAUGCCAUCACCACAGAGGGACUUCGGGUGGGAUUUCUUCAACCCUUUUGAGGGGGUUAGGCCGGAGGUUAUAAGCGGGUACAAGAGAAGCUCCGAGGAGGAUUUGAGGGCGGUGAGGGAGGAGGAAGGGAUACCUGAGCUUGAGGAGGAAGGGGAGAGACAAGUGGAGCAAGAGAAGAAUGUUGUUGUGGUGGAAGAAAAGAGGGGUGUAGAGAAUGGAAAUGGGGGUGAAGUGGUGAAAGUGGUGGAUGAAGCUAAUGUGAGCCAAGGGGAGACUAAAGGGUUAUCUGUGAUUGAUACACCAGUGGAAGGAAGGGAGCUUUUGGAAGCAUUGAAGGACAUUGUGGACCUUUUCUUGAGGGCUUGUGAGUCUGCAAAGGAUGUGUCUAAGAUGCUAGAGGCUAAUAAGGUUCAGUUGCAGUCUGGUUUGGAGGAAAUAAAAGAGAACUCAACAAAGCUAAUUCAAGCUAUAUCAUGGCAUUCCACUUCAUCAUCUAAAGCAUCAUCAUGUAAGAGUCUUGUGACAUCCAGCUCCAAAAGUUCUACAGCAUGGACAGAAUUUAGGAAUGAUCUGUUUGAAGAUUACGGAGGAAUGGAUUCAGGAAGUCAUUCACUUACGCUAGGAAGGCUAUAUGCUUGGGAAAAGAAGCUCUAUGAAGAAGUUAAGGCUGGAGACAUGACACGGAAGCUUUAUGAGAAAAAAUGCUCACGUCUUAAACACCAGGAUGUCAGAGGAGAUGAUGAACUGACCACAGACAAAACUCGAGCUGCAGUGAAAGAUUUAUACGCUAGGAUCUUGGUUGCAAUUCGGAGUGCUGAGUCAAUCAGCAAGAGAAUCCAGAUUCUGAGAGAUGAAGAACUGCAGCCCCAAAUUGUUGAAUUGUUGAGAGGCUUAAUGCGCACCUGGAAAAUUAUGUUGGACUGUCAUGAAACCCAAAACAAGAUUCUUGUCCAGGUAAAAUCUUUCGCUGGUUCCACAUUCGGAAAAUUCUGCAACAACUCCCACCGGCUUGCAACACUGCAGCUUGAGGCUGAGCUUUUGAACUGGCAUGGAUGCUUUACUGAGUAUGUUGCAGCACAAAAAGCAUAUAUUGAAGCUCUCCAUGGUUGGCUGACCAAGUUCGUGGCCCCUGAAGAGGAAUUCUACUCCAGAGGGAAAAGUUCAGCUGUGCCAUACGGGGUCAAUGGGCCCCCAUUGUUUGUGAUCUGCCAUGACUGGUUAUCUUCCAUGGAGAAAUUACCUAAUAGGGCGGUGACCUUUGCAUUGAAAAGCUUUGCAAAGGAUGUGAGGGCUCUGUGGACUCAGCAAGGUAAAGAACAGCAACAAAAAAGGAAAGUUGACAGCCUAGCAAAAGAGCUCGACCGAAGAAUUCUGGCAUUCCAGAAGACAGAGAGCAAGUUUCUCGAGCCAAAGCUCACGGAGCAUGAAUCAGAGUCAGAGAUGGAUCAUCAGAGUGAGUACAGAACAGAGAAGAAGGAUCAGCUAGACAUGUUCAGAAGAAAGCUGGAUGUAGAGAGGGAAAAACACCAGAAUUACAUGCAAGAAACUCAGCGGAUCACAUUAAAUGGAUUUCAAACUGGGUUUUGUGCAGUUUUUGAUUCCCUAACAGAGUUUUCCGAGGCUUCUCAGAAAAUGUACAGUGAUCUCGUGACCUACAAUGAAAGUGUUGAUAAAGUUGGAAACCCAUCAUAUAUAGAGGGUGCCAAGGUUGAGGAGAAUGGCAGCAGAUGACAUAACAGGUUUUGAGAAUUUCAAAUUGUUGAUUGUGUAUUUUGAUUUGUAAAUAUUGUGUCAAAGCAGCUCGCUGAGACACAAUUAUUUAUGUUUCAAGGGUGGUGUUGUAGCAAUGAUUUGGUAAUUGUUACUGCAAAUAGUUGUAAUGGUUGCCAACAAACAAUAUUAGAGUAAGAUUCUUAAAAUCCUUUGAUGA
This is a messenger RNA of Rosa chinensis, 2791 nucleotides long. RefSeq names its product protein ALTERED PHOSPHATE STARVATION RESPONSE 1. The coding region runs from base 367 to 2592 and encodes 741 amino acids. The transcript is spliced from 4 exons. The record is from RefSeq and is a predicted model, not a curated record. NCBI's taxonomy places the organism in Eukaryota, Viridiplantae, Streptophyta, Magnoliopsida, Rosales, Rosaceae.